Ceratitis capitata (Mediterranean fruit fly) is the source of this 1340-nucleotide messenger RNA. RefSeq lists its product as uncharacterized. The transcript has 5 exons. Gene Ontology annotation, molecular function: chitin synthase activity. NCBI's taxonomy places the organism in Eukaryota, Metazoa, Arthropoda, Insecta, Diptera, Tephritidae. The record is from RefSeq and is a predicted model, not a curated record. Gene Ontology annotation, cellular component: cell septum; cell periphery. The annotation marks the transcript as partial.
AUUGGCAUAAUCAUACAGAUGAUCGACGAUGGACCUCUGGCACCAGCUUCACUAUUCUUUCUGCUUGUGUUUAUGCAAAUCUUUAUUGCUGGUGUAGUCCAUCCACAAGAGGUCGGUGCGUUAAUUUGCGGUUUUAUUUACUACAUAACUAUUCCUUCCAUGUAUAUGCUUCUACUUAUCUAUUCGGUUUUCAAUAUGAAUGAUGUUUCAUGGGGUACUAGGGAAGUAGCAGUGAAAAAGGAUGAUGAAAGUGGUCUUGCGCCAGGUGAUGAUGCUGAAGAAGGACGUGAAUAUUUACCCGGCUGGGUGAACGAUCCGUUAUUAGUUGAUUCGGAGUUAGGCGAGAUAUCGCUUAAAGAGAAACGUUUUUGGAAGGAUCUAAUUAAACAAUAUUUACGUCCAUUAUUUCAUACGAAGGAUAAGAAAGCUGAAAUUGCUGAAAGUUUGCGAGAAUUGCGCAAUAUGUUUGCCUUUGCUUUCAUUAUGAUCAAUUCCAUAUUCGUUCUAAUUGUAUUCUUACUGCAAUUGAAAAAGGAUUACUUGCAUCUCGAGUGGCCGAUCGAUCCAAAGGAUUAUAUAACAUACGACGAUACUAAUUCCCAAAUAUACAUAUAUCGACAGCAUAAGGAGUUGGACCCUAUUGGCUUGUGUUUUGUUUUAUUUUUUGGUCUUAUUUUGGUCAUACAAUUUAUUGCAAUGUUUUUCCAUCGCUUCGCCACCAUAUCUCAACUAUUGGCCACAACACAAUUGGAUUGGUUUCGAGCGCCGAGCACAAUUACAGACGAAGAUGCCGCUCAAGAAAUACGCGGUAAUGCCGUAAAUAUUGCUCGUCAGUUGCAACGUCCGAAACGUUUCGAUGAAGACGAUGAGGAUUCGUCAUUUGACGACGAACAAGAGUUGAAUGGUGAAGAAAAUGGGGAUAAAAAUAAUGGCAUAACGCGUCGACAUACAAUUUUCAAAUUGCACGAGAGUCGAAAUAAGACACCGACCGAUUAUAGUGACUUGCCUCGAAAUUUCGAACGUCGUUUUCUGGGCGAAGAUGAAUUAAGGGUAAAACACAUUUCGAUGAGCAGAAAAUCUCUAAUUAUGUUGAAUGAAAGUCGCUGCUUGGCAAAGCAUCGCUUGACGGAGCAGUUGAAACGGAAUACUGACUUUAAUAAAAAUCCUGUGCCUUUUAUUCAAACUGGGUACGCGAACGCAGCUUUCGAGCCUCCCAUCGCUAUCAUUUCCAAUAAUUUCAAUAGCGUAAGCGAUUGGCAGUCUUCAUAAAUUGAAUUGUAAAGUAACCGAAACGUCAAGUAUAAAAAGCAAAAUCUGAAAAGCCCGAAAUAAAUAUUUUA